ACUUGACGUCAGUCGCCGAUCGGCGUGCUUGCGGUAACACGUAAUUUCGAGCGGAGAUUUUCGUGCAGUUUCUCUCUUUUCCUCUCGUCCGUCCUGUGCAUUCUGUGACUCGCGAAAGAUUGCGUACACGGUAAGAAACACGAAGGCAUUCUGCAAGAUGCAGCAGGAUGAUCGUGCAGUGAGACCGAGGUACGUGUCGCGCGGUAAAUAAUUCAUCGACGAGUUUACGAUCUCCUGACGGAGCAUCGACGCCAUCUUCCGUCGUUCUCGGCUGCCAGCGCCGCGGCGCUCCUCAGAUUGGCAGCACUGGCGAUUGAUCGCGCAUACGUGCGUAUUUUACCCAGAAUGCGCGUAUCGCGUAGAACCAUGAGUACCAUGGACGACCCUGCUCGAAUGUAAACAGAAUUCUCUCGCUGUUAUGAAGUGACGAUAUCGGGACGCGGUUCACGGGAGACGUGAGAGCAUGUUCGUCGCAUGUCAACCCAAACGCGCUGGAUUGUCGCGUAACGCGCGUAGACGUGUCUCCGACUCGGCUCGUCGUUGGCGGAGUGUGCGCGUGUGAGUGGACACCGAGGAGUGUGAGACGAGCGACGGCACGAUCGUCGUCGGCCGUGGCUCCGAGCUCGAACCCGUUGCGUGCACUCGCGUAAGAUCUCUCUCUCUCCCUCUCUUUCUCUCUCUCGCUCGCUCGCUCGCUCUUUUCCCUCCCUCUCACCCUCUCACCGUCUUUCUCUCCCUGCCCACCUCCCGUUGGCUGCUCUUGGUGUAUCCGUGACUCUCACGGUCGUCUAAGGAUUUUCCCGAUACCAACGACGAGUAUUCGGAACCGCCUGCGAGAACGAUCCGACGUCCGAUCCGUUGGGAUGAGGAAUUCGACAGGCGGGCUACUCGUCGACGGAGCCGUUACGAGGGUACGAUACGUCGUUGUUGAGUAGUUGAGUAGUUUUGUAUCUCGCUUUAUCAGGCCGAAGCGCUCUUGAACUUGGACUAAACAUACACAUUAUUUGCCUGAUGAUUAAUUGGUGAUAAGAGCGCAUAAUGUCCUCUUCGAUCGAUGUACGUCCGACACGAGUGCCUGAGGAAAUGAAUCUAGCGUAUAGACAAGACGACGCAACAACGAGACAUGCCAAAUGCCGAUCCGCGCUGGAUGUCAUGUCGCUGAAGUUUCCCGUUGCUCGCGGCAGUUAUACAAAAUGCAACGAGCACCGUGUAUUCAGCAGGAGCGCCUCGUCGGUAAAGGACGACGAGGUGUUCGCUGCGCUAAGAAGCGAGCCGGAUGACACGGCUCGCUUGUCGUGGAACGCCAUGCCGUCUCCUAGUGCCUUUUCGACUGAUCGAUGCCCGCCGAGCCAGGAACACGAUCGUCCCACGUACAAUUGCAGUACAAUGAAGCACCGAAGUCGCAAUCUUAGACGGGAACGCGACGCGAGGAUAUACUCACAUUUAUUUUCGUUAGUUUACUGGAUAACAGAAUAUUGUUAUCAUCGUGUAUUCCGAUCGAGAAGUCUGUGGAGAUACGACUAUCGAUGGGGGAUCGAUUUCUCACGGAUCUUUCUCUCCUUCAUUUGCAUUCUCUUCCUUAUGAUGCACAUGACAGUCCACGCAGAUUCCAUCGACUCCAUAAAUGACACAGAUAUCAUUGAUACGCACACACCUAUCAGUCAGAAACCCUGCGUGCAGGGUCUGUCAACACCAGGAGUGACAAGGCCGUAUGGUGACAUUAACAUCGAAUAUGGUACUAAACCCUUGAGGAUUAUGUGUAUAUUAGACCCGAGACGAAUACGCGAAAAGUUUCCAGGCAAAACCUCUGCGGAUCUCUAUUUCUUACGUAAUACAGCUUUCAUAGAUAAAAAAUACAUCAGUAUAAUCAACGAAACGGCGAUAUUGUUGGAGGUACAGGAUCUGGAGCCCUCUAAAGAUCUUUAUACCUGCGGCUUGCAUGUAGAGGACGGUAAAGUCCAUACCGUGGCAGUUUGUCUCAACGAAGUUGCAAUUGGACACAAACCUACGAAACCGAUAAGCUUCAAUUGUGUGUCCGACAAUUGGGAGAGCCUGCGUUGUUCAUGGGUACCGGUGCAUAAUUAUGUCAAAACUACAUACAACCUGACUUUCACGUUGCCCGGAAAACGUAGCCGGAAAAUAUUUCCUUGCCCGAAAGAUGUAAACGACACAAAUAAAGAUGACACGAAGAAGACAGACAUCGACAUGGCAGAUAAAAAUUCGUGCUAUUGGGACACAAAGACCAAUCCAAUUUAUAGGCAACCGUACGAGACGUAUACCUUCAUACUGUUUGCGUUCAAUCCUUUCGAGAACGCCAGCUUUACGUACAGGAUCGAUCAUUUUUCUAAUGUUAUUCCACACAGCCCGUGGCAUUUGAAGGUGCAUGAUAUAACGCCGGACAGCGCGAAACUGCGGUGGAGUCUGCCCUUUCCGUUGCAAAACUUCCCAGUCGGUAUUCAUCACAGAAUUAUGUAUCAGAAUCAAUUGCACAGUAAUAGCAAAAACGCUACUUGGACGGUUAUCAACAUUACUGACAAAACUCGUGAGGAGCAUAAAGAGUACACUCUCUCCAACCUGAACUGCGGCUACUGUCAGUUUGAUGUCCGUAUUCUCCUAAAGAGUGCGACAGCUCCGGAUGUAGAACAUAUGUGGAGCAAGCCUAGCAUCGUCGAAUUCAGAACAGCGUCAAGCGUACCGAGUUAUCCACCGCGAACUGACAUCGGCAGCUUCGAGAUCACGGAGAUCGACGACAAAAGCAGAGACGUGUUCUUGUAUUGGCAAAGAAUACCGCGAAACCACGAAAACGGAGAGAACUUUACAUACGAAGUUGAUUACGUGGAGAAGAACGGUGCCGAUGCAUAUUUAAAGAACAAAAAUUCCACCGUUGCGUAUGUCAAGUAUACGAUCACAGCGGACAGCAAAUAUCUAUUCAAGAUCGCGUCGAAGAAUGAAGUAGGCUUCAGCAGCAAUCGCUCCGAAAUAAUCGUACCAACUCAGUCCGAAGUCAUCUCACUCGAACCAAAUGCCUUUACGAAAAUUGCUUACAACGAAACGUUAUACGAGUUGUCUUGGAAGCCGCCGACCGCGAAGAACAUCAAGAAUUACACAAUCUUCUGGUGCGAGGACACGCGCGAUCGUCCUUACCAGUGUACUGGUUUCUUGGAUUGGGUGCACGUGCCCAAGAACACUACCAUGUACAAUGUGACCGUGACCAAUCCAUUGAAGGUGUACCAAUUUGCGAUCUCUACCAACACGGAGCAGACUAGCAGCGGUAUGGUAUGGGCUUCGUGUACGGUGAUACACAACAAGGUGACCAGCAAGAUGAAAGACGUAUGGAUAAACAACAUUAAUUCGAGGUCUAUCGAGGUUGGCUGGAAAUUGGACUGCUCGGAUCGCGUCGGUAUUAUAGAUGGCUUCAACAUCUAUUACUGUCCUAUUAUAUCACCGUAUAAUCUGCAAUGCCAAGAGAACACCAAGAAGAAUAUUACUAUCGUGGCCGGGCCGCAUACGAUACACGGUACCGCUCGCGAAUUACAGCCAUAUACUACGUACAUGUUGUACGUCACGGUCUUGACCAAAUUCGGCGAGGGUUCUAACAGCGACUUUCUCUACAACACCACUCUCGAAGACGCGCCCAGCACCCCGCCGCAAAACCUGCAAGUCAUGAACGUGACAAACACGACCAUAAGUCUUCGAUGGGAACUGCCUAAAGAGAUGAACGGGGUACUGCGGUAUUACGAGGUGCUGUUCAAUGGCAACUCCAUGAGAGUUGAGGACGUGCUUAGUAUUAACUUGACGAGUCUGGAGCCAUAUACUAAAUACAACAUCAGCGUUCGCGCCUGCACUAUAUCGUGCAGUAAUGCAACAUUGCUAACGCAGCGCACGAAGAUCGGCGUGCCGGGCAAGAUAAGCACGCCUUAUGUGUACUCCAAGAACGGCAGCGAAGUUGUCCUCAAGUGGAACCGGCCGAAGAAUAGCGGCGGUCCCGUGCACUAUUACGAGAUCGCGCUGCACAACGUCAAAUACAUCCAAUACACCAACGCAUCAGAAAUACGGCUAUCUAUUCCCGACUGUAAGGACGUUGACAAACCUCAGGAACCAUCCUACCUUCUUCGAGUGAAAGCUGUUAACAUCGUUAAUGACACCCAGUUAAAAGGACCCUGGUCUGAUCCGGUGGAAUUGAAUUGUUAUUCCGACGGACCGUCCUUUGCAGCAUGGCUCAUGAUAUGUAUCACCAGCAUCAUCGGCGUCGGAGUGCUCUUCGGUUGUCUCGUAUACGGUUCUAGAAGGAUGUGGUCGAAGUGUAGGGCGAUGCAAGACGUCGAAGUGAAACUACCGCCCGGACUCGCUCCGAACAUAAAAUUACUGUCAAACGUCGGCGAGCAGCAUAUGCGACAGCCGUCCGCCGAUUCGAGCGGUUGCUCGAGCGCCCAGGACUCUGUCACCUCCUCCCUCACGACCAACUCUCAGGUUUCCAACGACAGCGGCACGGACAUGGCAUCCGACCCAGCAUCGCCCGACAAGCUGUUGGAGUCGCUACCGAGUCGGGAGUCGAAGAGGGUGCGACAAAGGAACGUGGGCAAUGCGCGAUCGACGGAGAACGGGCAAUGGGAGUUGUAUACGAAAGUCACCAAGUCCAGCGAGCCGGUGCUGGGCGAGACGCUGUCGUUGACGCGGUCUACGCCCAAUCUGACCGAGAGUGCGGGUUGCACGACGUCACAGCACACGUGGUCCUCUACCGGUUACAUCAGCAUGCCGUCCUCCGAAGAGGCGUCGUCUAACCCCAGCCCAGUGCCGAGGGAGAACCCGUUCAUCGGCACCGUCUCCGGCAUUGCCACUGCCAACUAUAGCGUCGUCGGUUCCAUGCCUAACAAGCCCGGGCAGAUUGUCAAGUCUGAAGACUCGUCGGCAGCGGGCAAAACGGCCGCCGCCGCCACCACCGUCGGCGAUGCUUUGAUAACCCUCCAAACGGAAGCAGCCAAGUCCUCGAAACCGUAUAUCGCGCUCUCCGCCUUGGAGAAGAAACUGAAGAAGCCGAAACACGCGACUAACCCGUUAGACUGGGAUGAACUGACAUUCGUCGAGCCAGAUAAAUGUAACAAUCCGGACACGCAAGCGUCGUUGCAAUUCGAUUCCGACUCCGACAAGAUCUCCAAACCGUAUGUGCAGACCGGUCUGAUAGACACGCUGGAGAAGCAGUACCUCUUGAAUCCGAUCGUCGAAACCAAAAGGAACCUGUUGUGCGGUUCCUUCAUGUCCACGGGUUCUCACAAUAAGUCCUUCGUGCCGACGUUGUUCUCACAGGCUUCCGAGUCACUGAAAGAGUUGCCUUCCUCGUCGACGAAACCAUACGUCGCCGUGUCGUCGAUCUCAGAGGAGAUGGCAACGACAUCGCCGACUCACGCUGCCCAGCACAAAUCUUCGUCGCGGAGGCCUUACGUUCAGCACGCGAUACCCGCUACGUCGAACGAGACCUCGACCAAGCCGUAUACGCUCGCGAGCUCUAUACGACCGUUGCAGCAACGGGCAAAGACAGAGUUGUGCGCGAAAGUGACGAACGAUGAUGAGAACUGCAAGAAGGUUAACACCGACGACAAGAACUCGAGUGUCAAGGUGGAACCGAACAGGCUGCCCGUCUUCGCUAAGCAGAGUACUGGCUACGUCACGCUCGCUGAGAACCCCAGCUUGGGGAAGUUGAAGCCGGCUCCGACGUCGUCUCCGAAGCACCUGGACAAAGCACCGCAGCAGACGCAGACGACAACGGCGACCGGCCAGUCGGCCGAUGGACAGUACAGUAAGGUGACGGUUGUGCCAAGUACAAUGUAGUGAACGAACACGACAGACGCGCGUGUCUAUUCCUUCCUCACGGUGGACAAGUUUAACUGCCACUCGCGUGAAACAAUGAAAGAAGCAAGUGCGAUCGCAAUAGGAUAGGUAGCUCUGCGCGAAUGAUGACACGAUGAUGUUGACCGCGCGAAGAACGAGUACGACCCGACCGCACGCCUUACAAUUCCCAUCGAAACGUUCUCGGUGCCGCCGCGACUCGAGGCCGACCUUCACACGUACGCGAGGUGUCGAAGGACGCGAGGUGUGAGACGUUGAAAGAAAGUGUUCGAAGCGAAGGACACUAUUUUUAAGACUGAAAUGUAAUUCUUAAGGAACCGCAUACGCGUACACUUUCGUCUGUUGGCCAGCGCUUAUGGGUUUCGUCGCUGCUCGAGAAUGUAAACGCGAGCGACUUUGACCGGGGCUAGCCGAGACUAUGUUGUAAUUAGCGACGCAUCAAUCAUGACCGAGUUCGCCAAGAUACGUGUACGACCGAUUGAAUCAUCGCGCGACGAUUAUUGCGGGGCGGUGAAAUAUUUCGGGAUUGUUUCCGUUGCUGUUGUUUAAAUUUGAACGCCGCCAGAAUUACGACGAGAAUUAUACGAUUCUCUUCUGUCUCUUCGCAGUCUGUACAAUUUGACGAUACGAACGAGUGUCCCUUUCUUUUCUCCUCUCUCUUUCUCUCUCUCUCUCUCUCUUUUUGUAUUAUUCCUUAUGGUUGUUACGACAACGGAAACGAAUCUUAGUGCAAUGACCUUAUUAUCGGAAUUCUUAUUAAUUUGUGUACAUAUUUAUAUAGGACGGUUUUACGUGUAACAUAAUUUUGCACACGGCUUACAUAACGAUGCGAGAUAUAUAUACAUAUAUAUAUAUAUGUAUAUGUGUGUAUAUAUAUAUAUACAAAUAUAUAUAUACGUAUGAUCUUUUAUCCGACGGGCGAGCUCUCCCCCUUUGACUUUUUAGUAAUCAGAUUUUAGGAGUACGAUAUGUGUGUGUGUGUGUGUUGUGUGUGGAGUUUGCGGGUGCAAACUUGCCGCCUCGUUGACACAAUCUAUUCACACUUGCGUGUUGUUGUUAAUUAACAUUUGAGAAAUUGUUAAAUGCGAAAAUUUAAAACAUGUGCUGAAUCGCAUAUCAUUUCUAUCGACAUAUUACGUACACACACAUACAACGAUCACGCUACCAUUCAUAAUCACGUUCAUAAUCAAUACGUUAAUUGUAUAUCGAUGCUGACUCGAUACUUAUUCGACGAAAAAGAUCUUGUACAGAGUAUUGUAAAAUAUAUUUUUAUUGCUUUUCCUCUCUAUCUAUAACUGUGUCUCUCUCUCUCUCUGUUGUAAUCUUUCUCUCUCUCUCUCUCUCUCUCUCUCUCUCUCUCUCUCUCUCUCUCUCUUUCCAUUUUCUAGUUUCAUUAUUUAUAUCACGUACAAAUUUCUCUCGCCUUUGUGCCGGUCGCCGAUCGGCCGUACUGUUAAUAAUACUGUAUUGCCAUAAUACUGUAAUGCCAUGCCGUCGAAACCUUGCCAUUCGUAUUUAUUCGUUCUCGGAGCCCAAAGCUGCUACUUUUUUUUAACUUUUCAAUACUCGCAUACCGCACGAAUCAUGUUAGAAAGAUACGACGACGACUUCGUUCUUUCGUAACUUUAAAAAGAUACAACGCCGCCGGUGAAGAACCAUUAGUUUAUAAAUAAUCAUUAAGGUGAAAUAUACAACAUUUAUAUCGAAAAAA
Molecule: messenger RNA, 7555 nt
Organism: Harpegnathos saltator (Jerdon's jumping ant)
Lineage: Eukaryota; Metazoa; Arthropoda; Insecta; Hymenoptera; Formicidae
Gene: dome
Product: cytokine receptor domeless
Exons: 14
Coding region: 1039-5826 (1595 amino acids)
Molecular function (GO): protein binding
Source: RefSeq, a predicted model, not a curated record